Molecule: messenger RNA, 4572 nt
Organism: Closterium sp. Naga37s-1
Lineage: Eukaryota; Viridiplantae; Streptophyta; Zygnematophyceae; Desmidiales; Closteriaceae
Source: the annotation of a GenBank genome assembly
AUGCGCGAUCAAGCUGUGUUGACGAAGUGGAGAAGACGUGAUGGAAAGGUUGAUGAAUUGGCCCACACCCCCGCGGCCCGCGCGCCCCGGCCCCGUCGGCCCGCGCGCCCCGGCCCCGGCCCCAGCCCCGUCGGCCGCGGGCCCCGGCCCCGGCCCCGUCGGCCCGCGGCCCGCGCGCCGCGCGCCCCGGCCCCGUCGGCCCGCGGCCCGCGCGCCCCGGCCCCGUCGGCCCGCGGCCCUCGGCCCGCGCGCCCCGGCCCCGGCCCCGUCCCCGGCCCCGUCGGCCCGCGCGCCCCGGCCCCGGCCCCGUCCCCGGCCCCGUCGGCCCGCGGCCCGCGCGCCCCGGCCCCGGCCCCGUCGGCCCGCGGCCCGCGGCCCGCGCGCCGCGGCCCCGGCCCCGUCGGCCCGCGGCCCGCUGCCCGCGCGCCCCGGCCCCGGCCCCGGCCCUGGCCCCGGCCCCGUCGGCCCGCGCGCUCCGGCCCCGGCCCCGUCGAUCCCGCGCGCCCCGGCCCCGGCCCCGGCCCCGUCGGCCCGCGGCCCGCGGCCCGCGCGCCCAGGCCCCGGCCCCGUCGGCCCGCGGCCCGCGCGCCCCGGCACUGUCGGCCCGCGGCCCGCGCGCCCCGGCCCCGGCCCCGGCCCCGGCCCCGGCCCCGUCGGCCCGCGCGCCCCGGCCCCGGCCCCGUCGGCCCGCGGCCCGACGUCGGCCCGCGGCCCGCGCGCCCCGGCCCCGGCCCCGUCGGCCCGCGGCCCGACGUCGGCCCGCGGCCCGCGCGCCCCGGCCCCGGCCCCGUCGGCCCGCGGCCCGACGUCGGCCCGCGGCCCGCGCGCCCCGGCCCCGGCCCCGUCGGCCCGCGGCCCGACGUCGGCCCGCGGCCCGCGCGCCCCGGCCCCGGCCCCGUCGGCCCGCGGCCCGACGUCGGCCCGCGGCCCGCGCGCCCCGGCCCCGGCCCCGUCGGCCCGCGGCCCGACGUCGGCCCGCGGCCCGCGCGCCCCGGCCCCGGCCCCGUCGGCCCGCGGCCCGACGUCGGCCCGCGGCCCGCGCGCCCCGGCCCCGGCCCCGUCGGCCCGCGGCCCGACGUCGGCCCGCGGCCCGCGCGCCCCGGCCCCGGCCCCGUCGGCCCGCGGCCCGACGUCGGCCCGCGGCCCGCGCGCCCCGGCCCCGGCCCCGUCGGCCCGCGGCCCGCGCGCCCCGGCCCCGGCCCCGUCGGCCCGCGGCCCGACGUCGGCCCGCGGCCCGCGCGCCCCGGCCCCGGCCCCGUCGGCCCGCGGCCCGACGUCGGCCCGCGGCCCGCGCGCCCCGGCCCCGGCCCCGUCGGCCCGCGGCCCGACGUCGGCCCGCGGCCCGCGCGCCCCGGCCCCGGCCCCGUCGGCCCGCGGCCCGACGUCGGCCCGCGGCCCGCGCGCCCCGGCCCCGGCCCCGUCGGCCCGCGGCCCGACGUCGGCCCGCGGCCCGCGCGCCCCGGCCCCGGCCCCGGCCCCGUCGGCCCGCGGCCCGACGUCGGCCCGCGGCCCGCGCGCCCCGGCCCCGGCCCCGUCGGCCCGCGGCCCGACGUCGGCCCGCGGCCCGCGCGCCCCGGCCCCGGCCCCGUCGGCCCGCGGCCCGACGUCGGCCCGCGGCCCGCGCGCCCCGGCCCCGGCCCCGUCGGCCCGCGGCCCGACGUCGGCCCGCGGCCCGCGCGCCCCGGCCCCGGCCCCGUCGGCCCGCGGCCCGACGUCGGCCCGCGGCCCGCGCGCCCCGGCCCCGGCCCCGUCGGCCCGCGGCCCGACGUCGGCCCGCGGCCCGCGCGCCCCGGCCCCGGCCCCGUCGGCCCGCGGCCCGACGUCGGCCCGCGGCCCGCGCGCCCCGGCCCCGGCCCCGUCGGCCCGCGGCCCGACGUCGGCCCGCGGCCCGCGCGCCCCGGCCCCGGCCCCGUCGGCCCGCGGCCCGACGUCGGCCCGCGGCCCGCGCGCCCCGGCCCCGGCCCCGUCGGCCCGCGGCCCGACGUCGGCCCGCGGCCCGCGCGCCCCGGCCCCGGCCCCGUCGGCCCGCGGCCCGACGUCGGCCCGCGGCCCGCGCGCCCCGGCCCCGGCCCCGUCGGCCCGCGGCCCGACGUCGGCCCGCGGCCCGCGCGCCCCGGCCCCGGCCCCGUCGGCCCGCGGCCCGACGUCGGCCCGCGGCCCGCGCGCCCCGGCCCCGGCCCCGUCGGCCCGCGGCCCGACGUCGGCCCGCGGCCCGCGCGCCCCGGCCCCGGCCCCGUCGGCCCGCGGCCCGACGUCGGCCCGCGGCCCGCGCGCCCCGGCCCCGGCCCCGUCGGCCCGCGGCCCGACGUCGGCCCGCGGCCCGCGCGCCCCGGCCCCGGCCCCGUCGGCCCGCGGCCCGACGUCGGCCCGCGGCCCGCGCGCCCCGGCCCCGGCCCCGUCGGCCCGCGGCCCGACGUCGGCCCGCGGCCCGCGCGCCCCGGCCCCGGCCCCGUCGGCCCGCGGCCCGACGUCGGCCCGCGGCCCGCGCGCCCCGGCCCCGGCCCCGUCGGCCCGCGGCCCGACGUCGGCCCGCGGCCCGCGCGCCCCGGCCCCGGCCCCGUCGGCCCGCGGCCCGACGUCGGCCCGCGGCCCGACGUCGGCCCGCGGCCCGCGCGCCCCGGCCCCGGCCCCGUCGGCCCGCGGCCCGACGUCGGCCCGCGGCCCGACGUCGGCCCGCGGCCCGCGCGCCCCGGCCCCGGCCCCGUCGGCCCGCGGCCCGACGUCGGCCCGCGGCCCGACGUCGGCCCGCGGCCCGCGCGCCCCGGCCCCGGCCCCGUCGGCCCGCGGCCCGACGUCGGCCCGCGGCCCGACGUCGGCCCGCGGCCCGCGCGCCCCGGCCCCGGCCCCGUCGGCCCGCGGCCCGACGUCGGCCCGCGGCCCGACGUCGGCCCGCGGCCCGCGCGCCCCGGCCCCGGCCCCGUCGGCCCGCGGCCCGACGUCGGCCCGCGGCCCGCGCGCCCCGGCCCCGGCCCCGUCGGCCCGCGGCCCGACGUCGGCCCGCGGCCCGCGCGCCCCGGCCCCGGCCCCGUCGGCCCGCGGCCCGACGUCGGCCCGCGGCCCGACGUCGGCCCGCGGCCCGCGCGCCCCGGCCCCGGCCCCGUCGGCCCGCGGCCCGACGUCGGCCCGCGGCCCGACGUCGGCCCGCGGCCCGCGCGCCCCGGCCCCGGCCCCGUCGGCCCGCGGCCCGACGUCGGCCCGCGGCCCGACGUCGGCCCGCGGCCCGCGCGCCCCGGCCCCGGCCCCGUCGGCCCGCGGCCCGACGUCGGCCCGCGGCCCGACGUCGGCCCGCGGCCCGCGCGCCCCGGCCCCGGCCCCGUCGGCCCGCGGCCCGACGUCGGCCCGCGGCCCGACGUCGGCCCGCGGCCCGCGCGCCCCGGCCCCGGCCCCGUCGGCCCGCGGCCCGACGUCGGCCCGCGGCCCGACGUCGGCCCGCGGCCCGCGCGCCCCGGCGGCCCGCGGCCCGACGUCGGCCCGCGGCCCGACGUCGGCCCGCGGCCCGCGCGCCCCGGCCCCGGCCCCGUCGGCCCGCGGCCCGACGUCGGCCCGCGGCCCGACGUCGGCCCGCGGCCCGCGCGCCCCGGCCCCGGCCCCGUCGGCCCGCGGCCCGACGUCGGCCCGCGGCCCGACGUCGGCCCGCGGCCCGCGCGCCCCGGCCCCGGCCCCGUCGGCCCGCGGCCCGACGUCGGCCCGCGGCCCGACGUCGGCCCGCGGCCCGCGCGCCCCGGCCCCGGCCCCGUCGGCCCGCGGCCCGACGUCGGCCCGCGGCCCGACGUCGGCCCGCGGCCCGCGCGCCCCGGCCCCGGCCCCGUCGGCCCGCGGCCCGACGUCGGCCCGCGGCCCGCGCGCCCCGGCCCCGGCCCCGUCGGCCCGCGGCCCGACGUCGGCCCGCGGCCCGCGCGCCCCGGCCCCGGCCCCGUCGGCCCGCGGCCCGACGUCGGCCCGCGGCCCGCGCGCCCCGGCCCCGGCCCCGUCGGCCCGCGGCCCGACGUCGGCCCGCGGCCCGCGCGCCCCGGCCCCGGCCCCGUCGGCCCGCGGCCCGACGUCGGCCCGCGGCCCGCGCGCCCCGGCCCCGGCCCCGUCGGCCCGCGGCCCGACGUCGGCCCGCGGCCCGCGCGCCCCGGCCCCGGCCCCGUCGGCCCGCGGCCCGACGUCGGCCCGCGGCCCGCGCGCCCCGGCCCCGGCCCCGUCGGCCCGCGGCCCGACGUCGGCCCGCGGCCCGCGCGCCCCGGCCCCGGCCCCGUCGGCCCGCGGCCCGACGUCGGCCCGCGGCCCGCGCGCCCCGGCCCCGGCCCCGUCGGCCCGCGGCCCGACGUCGGCCCGCGGCCCGCGCGCCCCGGCCCCGGCCCCGUCGGCCCGCGGCCCGACGUCGGCCCGCGGCCCGCGCGCCCCGGCCCCGGCCCCGUCGGCCCGCGGCCCCGUCGGCCCGCGGCCCGCGCGCCCCGGCCCCGGCGGCCCGCGGCCCCGUCGGCCCGCGGCCCCGUCGGCCCGCGGCCCGCGCGCCCCGGCCCCGGCGGCCCGCGGCCCCGUCGGCCCGCGGCCCCGUCGGCCGUUUCUACGGGUUUUGGGCACUGA